AGAGGGAGAGAGAGAGAGGUGUGCAUGUCAGGGGAAGCACUCAGCGAUGUUUUGUGGAUCAGUAGACUUCUCUACUGACCCUCUGCCUUGCUGCAGGCACAAUUCUUCUCUCCUUUAAAUUGUUUCUUUCCACACAUCUCUUCUGCUCCUACCUCCUAACCUUUCAGCCUUAGCUUUUUUUUUCUUAGCUUUUUUUUAAAUUUUUUUACCUUAACUUUCCUUCCCUCUCUCUCCCUCCCUCCAUCACUCCCUCCGUUCUACUACCAUGCACCCCCUCUGAGCUCUCACCCGCGGUCACAACCGUCGCCAUGGAUAUCGGAGGCUUGACAACCGUGGUCGCCAACUCAGCCUACAUCAACGCCCGCGGCAGCUUCGAUGGCUCCAGUGCGGCGGCGGCGCGCGACAAGAAGUUCCACAGCCGCCUCAAGCUGCCCCACAUCACGGUGUGCGAGGGCCUGGCGGACACGACAGACCUCAGCUUCACCUCCGUCUGCGUGGAGCAGCCCAUCGGCAAGCGCCUCUUCCGCGAGUUCCUGGAGGCGGCUCCGGAGUACAAGGCUCCCUGCAACUUGUGGAGGGACAUCGAGGAGUACGACCUCGCGGAGGACUCGGACCGCGUCCGCAAGGCCUCCAAGAUCGUCCAGCGUUACCUGGAGCCCACUGCCAAAUUGUACUGCCCCUUCCUGACCCCGGAGGUCAUCGCCCAGGCCAAGGAUGGCCAGGAGGCGGCCGGGGAUGGGCUCUUUGCCCCCGUGUUGACCUCUGUCCUGGGCUACCUCCAGGAGGUGCCCUAUGUGUUCUUCCUGGAGGGCAUGUUCUUCAAGAGGUUCCUGCAGUGGAAGUGGCUGGAGAUGCAGCCCAUGGAUGCCGAAUGGUUUCUGGAUUUCCGCGUGCUGGGGAAGGGCGGUUUCGGGGAGGUGUCGGCCUGUCAGAUGAAGGCCACGGGGAAACUGUACGCCUGCAAGAAGCUCAACAAGAAGAGGCUGAAGAAGAGGAAAGGCUUUGAGGGGGCGAUGGUGGAGAAGAGGAUCCUGGCCAGGGUUCACAGCCGCUUCAUUGUGACGCUGGCCUACGCCUUCCAGACCAAAGACGAACUCUGCCUGGUCAUGACCAUCAUGAACGGAGGAGACCUGAAGUACCACGUCUACCUGGUGGAUGAGGACAACCCCGGGUUCGACGAGGCCCGAGCCUGCUUCUACACGGCCCAGAUCAUCCAGGGCAUGGAGCACCUGCACCAGAAGAGGAUCAUCUACAGAGACCUCAAGCCUGAGAACGUGCUGCUGGACAAUGAAGGGAAUGUGCGUAUAUCUGACCUGGGUCUGGCUGUGGAGUUGAAGGAGGGCCAGGAGAAGAUCAAAGGCUACGCUGGCACGCCAGGGUACAUGUCUCCGGAGAUGCUGAAAGGAGAAAAGUACGACACGUCAGUAGACUACUUCACCCUGGGGGUCACUCUCUACGAGUUCAUGGCUGCCAGGAACCCCUUCAGAGACAGAGGAGAGAAGGUGGAACGAGACGAGCUGAAGGACCGCAUCCUGAACGGCACGGUGGUUUACCCAGAAUCCUUCAGCGAGAACUCCCGCUCCCUGUGCGACGCCCUGAUGGCUAAAGAAGUGGACAAGAGGAUGGGCUUCCGGAACAACAGCUGUGAUGACAUCAGAACUCACCCCUUCUUCGCCGGCAUCAACUGGAGGAAACUGGACGCAGGCAUUCUGCCCCCACCCUUCGUCCCUGACUCCAAGGUGGUGUAUGCCAAGGACCUGGAUGACGUGGGGGCCUUCUCCACGAUCAAGGGCGUGGGCCUGGAUGACCCAGACCGGGUGUUCUUUGACGAGUUCUCCUCGGGCAACAUUCCCAUCCCCUGGCAGGAGGAGAUGAUCGAGACGGGGAUCUACGGAGAGCUCAACGUGUGGGGCCCGGCCGGCUCCGUUCCCAACGACCUCCGCAGGGAGUCCAUCCUGGAGCAGCCCAAAUCCUCCACCUGCUGCCUGUCCUAGACGAGCGAGGCCGCCGUCCAAUCCGCUGUUCCGGAAGUUUCCAGGAUGUCUGUGGUUCCCCCCCCCCCCCCCCCGUAUUCUAGAGAAAUGUGUCUAGGCCCCUCUCGGGGGCGGGACAACUUCACCGCCACGAGACAGGUCCCUGGGAGACGGCAGUCUGGAGCAGGAAGCAAGCGUUGCUGAGCCUAAUUAGAAUGUUUUAAUAAUAAUAGUGAUAUGGGGAAGUGUGCACACGUUGAUGUUUGGAUCGGCGUGCCGUGGAGCCAUCACCAGCACUGACCAGGCGCUCGCACACACACACACACCACGCUGGAGGUGGGCCUCUAGACCAGACAACCCUUGAUUCUGGGAUGGUUUCAUCGGCUCCCUGCUUCAGGGGCUGUGCAGACACAGGUCAUCAUAGGUCACUGUGAUGGAUUCUACUAAUUGAGACUUUGAAACUGUACAUAUCUAAUUGUGUUUGUUUUCUGGAUCAGCGGGUGUCGAAAGACAGAGUUAAAGAGAGUUUGAGAGAGUUAUCUAGACCUCAUAUUGUACAUGGUUCUGGAGUGAAACCAAGAGCAUGUUUUUUAGUUUGGGAAAUAUUGUGGUGCUAAGAAACUAAUACAUAUCUGUUAACUAUAGACAUGCUGAUGUUGAAUUAUUUGUCUUUCCAUAGCAGUAUUGUAAGGUGAAUGAUGUAGAGGUAGUGAAGUGUAUCUGUAUUAAAUAUGCUUUCGGUAUAGAUUUAUAAUGAUGUAACGUGUAAACUGACAAUGAAGCACCUAAAUAUGACUAGAGAAAAUGGUCACUUCAAGAAACUAGGAAUCAUUAUGUGUAAAAUAUGUGUUACAAUCAUGUUUCAAAAAUAUGUUAAAGGUUCUUUUCCUCAAUGUCAUUAUAGAAACCAUGUACUUUGCAUGUGGCCACUAAACAAAACGGAUUCAUUGUUAUUUGUGUCAGUGACCUGGUUCACACAAAUAAUGGAUGGAAUGUUCCUUUAAUGCUGACUAUACAAUGGCAAUAGAGAGUGUAGAAGAUAGUGAUGUCUUUCACUGUCAUUAAGAACAAUUUAUUAAGCACAAAUUGGAUGAAAUCAAUUUAUUAUACAUAUGAAAAAUUGGUAAAUAAAACAGGAUUUAGAAAAGUACUGUUUAUAGUCCUUUUUGUUUCUUUUGUGGGUUUCUGUGUGAAUAAGUUAAACAAUAGAAAACACAGCUCAGAGGAAUGUUAGUAAAAUAAUAGAAUCACG
This is a messenger RNA of Osmerus eperlanus (European smelt), 3225 nucleotides long. Its product is annotated as rhodopsin kinase GRK1-like. The record is from RefSeq and is a predicted model, not a curated record. The coding region runs from base 309 to 1994 and encodes 561 amino acids. Gene Ontology annotation, biological process: protein phosphorylation; signal transduction; regulation of signal transduction. Gene Ontology annotation, cellular component: cytoplasm. Gene Ontology annotation, molecular function: rhodopsin kinase activity; ATP binding. The transcript has 7 exons. NCBI's taxonomy places the organism in Eukaryota, Metazoa, Chordata, Actinopteri, Osmeriformes, Osmeridae.